Ophidiomyces ophidiicola is the source of this 1008-nucleotide messenger RNA. RefSeq lists its product as uncharacterized. Gene Ontology annotation, cellular component: mitochondrion. The transcript is spliced from 5 exons. Lineage: Eukaryota; Fungi; Ascomycota; Eurotiomycetes; Onygenales; Onygenaceae. The coding region runs from base 1 to 1008 and encodes 335 amino acids. Gene Ontology annotation, molecular function: trimethyllysine dioxygenase activity; iron ion binding. Gene Ontology annotation, biological process: carnitine biosynthetic process. The record is from RefSeq and is a predicted model, not a curated record.
AUGUUUGGCAAUAGCUUACCAAAUAAAGGGGAGGAAAAUGACCAUUUGAGUGUAUACAGCUGGGAUUGGCUGCGCAACCAUAAGCCAACAACACCUUCCUUAAAGUUUCACUUUAGGUCAUCUACCCUGCGAAAUGCCUUGCAUCUGCUAGUACUAAACUUCUUUAGAUCAGAUGCCAAACUCGUGCCUAAUGACCCUGAGUCAUUUCCAACUGUUGACUAUAGCGAGGUCAUGGAUUCAGAUGAUGGAGUACGCCAGUGGACGCGCAAAAUUCACGUUUAUGGCUUUUGCUUUGUUAAAGGUUGCCCGGUCACUCCAGAGGCCACUAAGGAGCUACUGGAACGCAUAGCGUUCAUCAGACAGACACACUACGGUGGUUUCUGGGAUUUUACGUCGAAUUUAGAACUCAAAGAUAUGGCGUAUACCACAGAAGGCCUCGGUGUUCACACCGAUACUGCCUACUUCACUGAUCCUGCCGGUCUACAAAUGUUUCAUCUCCUUUCUCAUACGGGAGGUAAAGGAGGUGAAUCUUUACUUGUUGAUGGUUUCCAUGCUGCUCAGACUUUGUUUCUCGAGAACCCAAUUGCGUAUCAAUUUUUAAAUACCCAUGUCUUUGGCCACCAUUCUAGCGGGAACAAAGACGUUUGCAUCAAGUCCAGUAACGAGUUUCCUACCUUUUUACACCGCAACUCCGAUAGAGAGCUUUGUCAAGUCCGUUGGAAUAAUGAGGAUCGACGCGCUUCGUAUUGUGCAGAAACCCAUAUACUACGAAAAUGGUAUGCUGCUGCGAGGGAAUGGUCUGCGAUUCUGAAAAGAACAACUCUCGAGCGUCGAUUCCAGCUAGAGCCGGGAACACCUCUAAUAUUUGAUAAUUGGAGAAUGCUUCAUGGAAGAACGGCCUUCUCUGGAGAGAGAAGAUUGUGCGGAGGCUAUAUCAAUCACGAUGAUUUCAUGUCUCGCUAUGAGCUUCUCAAUAAAGGCCGAGAAGCCGCCGUGAUGGAAGUUUAG